GGGGAACAAGACGAUUUCUUGGCGUCCACGACUGCUGAAAAGAACACAAAUGCAUCUUCAUCGCCGGUUGAGAAGACUCGAGAAGGAAUGAGCAAGAACAAGAUGUUGAACAAGAACAGGGAUUCUUCUAGUUCAUCUCCGGUGACGAGGACCAGGUUCGUGUUAUCCAAAGAAGACUAUGUUCUGAAAUUUACCGAGUACAAAAAGGACUUCCUACAGCAAACAGACCAAUUCGGAAACUCGGUCCUUCAUUUGAUGACCCUCCAUGGACGUCGGGAGCUUCUCAGCCACGUGAUGGCUACCUUUAAGGUCAUAUUAACAUUUAGCUUUUCUUUGAAGUGCAUUGUCGUGAUCAACACUAAAACUAAUGGUUGUACCUUUUUUAGUGUCCAUCUUUCUCGGCAUCUCGGUUGUACCCUUUUGUUCCCCUGUAUUCUUCUCAUGAAUUAUAAUAAUAUUAGUAUUUAUAGUAUUAGCAAUUCCCAGAAAUCUCUUAAGGAGCUCCCUUAAGGAGCUUCCUUAAGGCGCUUCCUUAAGGAAAUCAGUUUCCUUACGGAAUUUUUAUUAUAAAAAGCUAUUAUAACUUUCCUUAAGAGGAAAAAAAUUCCCUUAAGGAGGUCCCUUAAGGACAAGCUGUUAUAAACUUGGGCUAAUAACAGCGGCUCCUUAAGGACCUUGCUAGUACUACGAGUCCAAAAGUGUCAAGAACGUGCUAACGUGUUCGCGGCUGUUAGUUUGUAGGCUACUCACGUACACCAGCCACAUCCGCAGCAAGACACUACGCGCCCACCCCUAGCGAAUCGCCCCAACGAACUUCCAACCGCUACCCUUGUCAUAUAUCGCCCAGCGCCUUUGCUUUUUUUCAAAAACUUCAGGGAGGUCAUUCAAAUACAGAGAAAGCUGAACGACCUCCCUGAAGUUUUUGGAAAAAAGUUAGCUCGCUCCCCUUCCGCGACUACCUUCCGCGCACAGCAAUCGACCACGGCACAGGAGCGCGCGGCAGCCCUUGGAGGUCGAUGGUUGACCAGUAUACUCCUAACCAGCACAAAAGCGGGAGAUGAAUUGUAAGAGAGAGGGUGAGCACUUGAAAAGGUAGAGGUUGACGAGCGUGAUCGUAUUGAUUCGCGAGAAGGCCAAAGACAUACAUCUCGGCGCUUCAAAGUCGUAGCCGUUGGGGAUGUCGAUGGCUGUGAGAUGAAUGAUAGCCGUGCGCACUUGCGUGUCUGAAGGGUGGACCCUGGUGAGCAUCAUCAUAUCCAUGAGAAGGCCAAAGGUGUGCAACUUUGCGUGUGAAAGUCGAAGCCGUUGAGGAUGUUGAUGUCUGUGAGAAUGAUAGCCGUGAGGACUUGCAUGUCUGAAGGGUGGACCCUGGUGAGCGUCGUGAUCAUAUCCAUGAGAAGGCCAAAGAUAUACAUCUCUGUGUAUGAAAGUCGAAGCAGUUGAGGACGUCGAUGUCUGUGAGAAUGAUAGCCGUGAGGACUUGCAUGCCUGAAGGGUGGACCUUGGUGAGCAUCAUCAUAUCAACGAGAGGGCCAAAGACAUACAUCUCUGUGAGUGAAAGUCGAAGCCGUUGAGGAUGUCGAUGUCUGUGAGAAUGAUAGCCGUAGCCGUGAGGGCUUGCAUGUCUGAAGGGUGGACCCUGGUGCGCGUCAUCAUAUCCAUGAGAAGGCCAAAGGUAUACAUCUCUGUGCUUGAAAGUCGAAGCCGUUGAGGAUGUCGAUGCCUGUGCGAAUGAUAGCCGUGAGGACUUGCAUGUCUGAAAGGUGGACCCUGGUGAGCAUCAUCAUAUCCAUGAGAAGGCCAAAGCUGUGCGUCUCUGUGUUUGAAAGUCGAAGCCGUUGAGGAUGUCGAUGCUUGUGAGAGUGAUAGCCAGCCUUGAGCACUUGCGUGUCUGAAGGGUGGACCUUGGUGAGCGUCAUCAUAUCCAUGAGAGGGCCAAAGGUAUACAGAUUUGCCUGUGAAAGUCGAAGCUGUUGAGGGUGCCGAUGUCUGUGAGAAAGUAGAUAAGGGUGGACCUUGGCGGCCGUCAUCAUGUCCAUGAGAAGGCCAGGCGCAUGCAUCUCCGUCGGUGAAGGCUGAAGGCUGAGGACGUCGAUGCCUGUGUGUGAGAAUGAUAACUGUGGGCCAUUGCAUGUCUGAGGCGCGGACCGUGGUGGGCGUCUUGCGUCAUGUCCAUGAAACAGCCAACCCUAUAGACACAUCCCCGCGCCUGAAGGUUGGGGCCCAGCUUCUGGCUCUGCGCAUAGAUAUGCCCAAGCGUGGCCUUCUCAUGGGCCUCGUCCAUGACGCUCGCCAGUGUCAGCCUUUUGCCAUCACAUGGGUAUGCUAUGCUUUAGGAUUCUCCUGGACAUGAUCACACUCAAAAGGGCCCAACCUCUGUGCCUACAUAUGUCCAAGCGUGGCCUUCUCAUGGACUCCAUGACGCUCAGCGGGCCAGCCUCGGCGCCCAUUGGCUUGCCCCUAGCAAGCAAGUUGGCCAAGGCAGUAGCCAUAGCGGUAACCUCCUCACUAGCCUCGCCACAGUGGGGGCCAGCUUCCCAGCCUUGGCGAGCAGACUUGGCGACUUUUUUCGUUUGUCUUUCUGUCUCUUAGUAGUCAACCUGUCGAGUUGUUAACCUAUGCCCAGCGCAGCGGGCCCUUGAUGGGCCCGCUUUCUGGGCAUGUAUAUAAUAUUACAAGGUAAAACUAGGGGCCAAGAAGAUGAGGGGGCCGAGUAGAUGCUAGGAGCAGACUCUAAUACCUACUCAGAUCACCUCGACCUCUUCAAGCUGAAUCGUGCGGGCUUUGCUCCAAUCGGUAUCGCAGCGGUGAUUCAGAACACUGAGAUUUUCAACCUGUU
Molecule: messenger RNA, 2839 nt
Organism: Amoebophrya sp. A25
Lineage: Eukaryota; Dinophyceae; Syndiniales; Amoebophryaceae
Source: the annotation of a GenBank genome assembly